Messenger RNA from Lotus japonicus, 2253 nucleotides. Its product is annotated as beta-glucuronosyltransferase GlcAT14B-like. The transcript has 4 exons. The record is from RefSeq and is a predicted model, not a curated record. Bases 139 to 1425 code for a protein of 428 amino acids. Gene Ontology annotation, molecular function: glucuronosyltransferase activity. Gene Ontology annotation, cellular component: membrane. NCBI's taxonomy places the organism in Eukaryota, Viridiplantae, Streptophyta, Magnoliopsida, Fabales, Fabaceae.
CAUAAUACCACUCAAUUAGUGCUCACAAGGUAUCAUUACACCACCCCUUUCCCGUUUCUCAUUCCGCCACUCACCGUGACACACUGCGCAUUUCACCCUCUUCCCAUCACUCUCUGCUGCAUCACUUCAGCUCCAACCAUGGAAACCAUCACCAAGCACCAACAACAACAACAACAACAACAGAAGAAGCGAAAAUGGUUCCUCCCCUUAAUCUUCUCCCUUCUACUCUCCACCAUCCUCAUCCUCCUUUCAAUCUUCGUCUCCUCCGAUUCCUCCUCCCUGCUCUACCUCUACCGCUCACGCGCCACCCCAGACCAACCGCACUUCGUCGAGUCCAAGCUGAAACCCUCCACCACUUCACCCAUCAACUCUGUUCCCAGGAUCGCCUACUUGAUCUCCGGUUCAAUGGGUGAUGGGGAAACUCUCAAGAGGACGCUUAAGGCCCUUUACCAUCCCAGAAACCAGUACGCUGUGCAUUUGGACCUGGAGGCUCCUCCUCUUGAGAGAUUGGACCUUGCUAACUUUGUCAAGAACGAGCCUCUGUUUGCUCAACUGGGUAAUGUUCGGAUGAUCGUGAAAGCUAACUUGGUUACCUAUAGAGGACCUACCAUGGUCACCAAUACCCUUCACGCUGCUGCUGUUUUGUUCAAGGAAGGUGGAAACUGGGACUGGUUCAUCAAUCUCAGCGCUUCUGAUUAUCCAUUGGUUACACAAGAUGAUCUGCUGCAUACGUUAUCAUCUGUUCCGCGGCACCUUAACUUCAUUGAGCACACCAGUGAUAUUGGAUGGAAGGAAGAUCAGAGAGCCAAGCCUGUUAUAAUUGAUCCGGCACUUUAUAGCAUCAAUAAAUCUGAUGUGUUUUGGGUGACAGAGAAAAGAAGUGUUCCCUCAGCAUAUAAACUGUUCACAGGUUCUGCGUGGAUGAUGCUCUCUCGCCAAUUUGUUGAAUAUAUGUUAUGGGGAUGGGAUAACUUGCCGAGAGUAGUCUUGAUGUAUUAUGCCAACUUCCUAUCUUCCCCUGAAGGGUAUUUUCACACAGUCAUCUGCAAUGCCGAGGAGUUUCGUAACACUACUGUGAACCAUGACCUCCACUUCAUAUCAUGGGACAACCCUCCAAAGCAACACCCACACUAUCUCACAAUGGAUAACUAUCAGGGAAUGCUGGACAGCAAUGCUCCUUUUGCUCGGAAGUUCGGCAGGAAUGAACCCCUCUUGGAUAAGAUUGACAGUGAAAUCCUGGGACGAAAUGAUCAUGGUUACGUACCUGGCAAAUGGUUCACUCAAGCAAAUCCAAACAUCACCAAAUCGUAUUCUUUUGUAAGGAACAUCACGGAACUCAGUCCCGGCCCUGGAGCAGAAAGGCUUAAACGGCUUAUCAAUGGCUUAUUAUCAGCUGAAAAUUUUAAGAACAACCAGUGUGCUUGAAACUCAGGUUCCCAAAACCUGCUAUGCUCGUUGCUGUUUUUCCAUCAGCUAACAGUUACAACAGGCAAACAGUUGUUAUGUCCUCCAGUUGACACUGAGGUUGGUUGCUUUGAGACCAAUCAUGAUAUAACAGAUUAUACAACAUAAAGGAUAGCUUCUUCGGAGAUACGCGCUGCCCUCGAUUUAUAUUUUUACACUAAUUUUAACAUGACCCCGAAUUUUGAGUCCAUAUGUAUCACUUGUUAUUUCACAUGAUUCAUUAAAAUUUUACUGGAUGGCUGUGUCAAGUCAUCAAUGUUGUUCUUGUACUCUUUGGACUGUCUUUAUAGCAAAUAAUCUUCAGUUAUGUAAUACAGGGACAGGAUACCUGUUAGGUUGGAAGUGCCACAAACCAGUGAAAAAUACUCACCAAAACAUCUUAUGCAAGUAGCUGGAGUAUACCCCUCUUUUCCUUCUUUUUCAGGUAAUAUACUUCAUAAAUUCGAGAUUUGAAGGCCAACUUCUAUAUGAAUUUUUUUCCUUUGAUGUAGACUCUUGCCAAUAGGUAAAGGAAUUACAUUAUACUAGCAUGUAAGGAGGCCAUUUCCUACUGAGCAAUCAAAUGUAGUUCACCAAAAGGGUCUCACAAGUAUCUCAUAUUUUUAUCUCUCAUGACCUAAGUUUAUGUAUAUUAGAUCAUAGAUUUCCAAUCAGUAGCUUGAUCACAAUCUUUACAUGAACACAGACAUCCCGGGGGCUAUGAAUCUAGCUUUUCUACUUGUAAAUUAACCUCUCUUCUUCAUUAAACUACAUUAACGUUGAAUUGAAGCUCUUAAUUCAUAAAUCUUA